AGCUCAAUAUAUGGAAUAAUGUGCAUAAUGUUCACAUUACCGGCUUUGUUUAUAUUAGAAAGAAAAGGCUUGAAAGUGAUUGCUAUGUGUGGUGGUGGACUGCACUUGGUUGGAUCUUGGAUCCGUUAUGUUGGCAUACUUUUUCAGGAUUCAAUCUAUGUUAGCCUUAUUGGUCAAACGUUAUGUGGAAUUGCUCAAACAUGUUGUCUUGGAAUGGCUUCACAACUGUCGGGGACUUGGUUUGGAUCAAACGAAGUUUCCUUAGCAUGUGCACUUGGAUCCACUGCAUUACAUUUUGGAAUUGCAAUCGGGUUUCUCACACCUUAUAUAUUUCAAAACCAGAACAAUAUUGGUCGGAAACUACAGUUCAUUUUUCUUGGAACAGCAAUAUUUAUGUCAGUAAUAUUCCCUAUAAUUGCAUUUAUAUUUGAAGACAAACCACCAUUUCCACCAAGUGUUCAGAAAAGGAAUUCAGUUUAUGGAAAACAAGAUACUUUCUCCAAAUCCAUCAAAGUUAUGAUGAUGAACAGAAACUUUAUGUUACUUGCAAUAGCGUGUGGACUAUGUAUAGGACAGUCGACAAUUAUCACUGCUAAGGUGAAAGAUAUUUUUUUAUAUUCUUAUCCAAACAAAGGUAAUAUAGUUGGCCCUAUGGUUUUUUUUAGUAUACUUCUUGUAAUUGUGGGGUCUGUAGCUGUUGGUUGGAUGUUGGACAAAACAAAACAGUAUUCGUUAACCGCACGAGUGACAGUUUUGGUAGUUUUUGUAACAUUUGUUUGCUUCACCGUAUCAAUGCAAUAUGAAUACGUUUGGUGUUCUAUCGUAUUUUUUUCGAUCUAUUAUGUUUUUGCUCGUAUAUUUUACACAAUUGGAUUUGAAUACGGGGCUGAGCUAACUUAUCCAGAGUCAGAGUCACUGUCGGCUUCAAUAAUAGUUUUUUUUGUGGAUUUUACAUUUUUCCUUUCCGUUUACAUGUAUGAUAUAAUUCUUGAAAAUUGGAACUUUCUCGCUGCGAAUUCUUUAACUUGUAUUAUGUGCGUAAUUCCAAUCUUUAUGACGAUUUUGAUUAAAACUGAGAAUAAAAGACAUAAAGCUGAUAGUAAUGAAAACUAUUUUUAACUUCAUACUGAAACUAAAAAUAUUUUAACAAAAAUAUGCUAAUUAUAUGUGGUGUCGUUUCUACCUAUGAAUAAAUUUAUUGCCAGUUGCUCCAUCUUCGGCCAUCACUGUUUCUAAGAAAUCAAAGAAUCAAGGCAAUAUUUAUUCCAUGUUUUUGCAUUGAGAUUGACAGUGAAAUCAAAACAAACUAAAUUGAUAAAAAAAAAAGUUUGUUUUAGACCUAUAAGUAUUUGUUCUUGGGUCAAUCCUAAUUAACUGUAGGUGUAAAAGUCUCCCGUUUUCUUUAAUUCAGGCUAUCUGACUUCGUUGUAGUAGUUUUCCUUUUAAAAUUAAAAAAAAAGUGUAUUCUUAGUUAAGUCAGUGCAACUGAUCACAAAGAUGAUUAGAUGAUUGUAUCAUAGCUCACCAAUAAACUGUAAAACCUUGAAUGGAAGCCCAAUGGGCUUAAUCUCGAGAAGCGAAGCCCAUCUAGAAUUGAAGCCCACCAAAAAUUAGCAAAUUGGCAAAAUUAACCUCGAAAAGAAGCCUAGCAUAGGCUUCUUUUAGAGAUAGUACAGUACAUACACUGUACUUGAAUUUUAAAGAAACAAAAUAAAUUUAAAACAAUCUUAGUUUAUAUAGUAGUUUAGGUGA
Messenger RNA from Anneissia japonica, 1752 nucleotides. RefSeq names its product feline leukemia virus subgroup C receptor-related protein 1-like. The coding region runs from base 19 to 1119 and encodes 366 amino acids. NCBI's taxonomy places the organism in Eukaryota, Metazoa, Echinodermata, Crinoidea, Comatulida, Comatulidae. Gene Ontology annotation, cellular component: membrane. The record is from RefSeq and is a predicted model, not a curated record. Gene Ontology annotation, biological process: heme export; transmembrane transport. The transcript has 2 exons. Gene Ontology annotation, molecular function: heme binding; heme transmembrane transporter activity.